AUGACUCACCAGCUAUCUGCUGGAAGGACCUUCAUAGGAGGAAGGGGAUUCAGUUCAGCAUCGGCUGUGUGUGGACUAGGUGGGCACAGAACUUAUGUCGCCUCUGUACGCCAUCCAGUUGGGAACAGAUAUGGGGUCCAUGGCUUUAGCAGCCAAAGUCUUUCUAAUAUGGGUGGAAGCAGAAGAAUUUCCUAUGGCAACUAUGGUGGUUAUGGUGCUGGACGUUUCGGUGGCUUUGGCUGUGGUCAUGCAGGUUAUGGUGGCCUUGGGUUUGGUGGCAGGGGGGGUCAUUAUGGCCCUAGAAUCUUUGACUCUGUUGGAAGUUGUGGGCCUUUGAGAGGAUAUUUGAACAGAGGUGAUGGCAUCCACGGUGUUCAGAUCAAUGAGAAGCUCCUGGAGCCUCUUCAUGUGGGAGUUGACCCACAGGAACACCAAGUACGGAAUCAUGAGAGGGAAGAGAUGAAGAACCUCAACAACCAGUUUGCUUGCUUCAUCGAUAAGGUCCGAUACUUAGAGCAGCAGAACAAGGUGCUCGAAACAAAGUGGAACCUCUUGCAAGAAUGUGCCCCCCCAGCAAGGAGAAAUCUCGAACCACUUUAUGAGAAUUUCAUUGGCAACAUGAAAAGACAGCUAGAAUAUUUAUUAGAUGACAGAGAACACCUAGCAAGUAAAGAAGCUGCCAUCCAACACCUGGUGGAGGAACUCAAAUGCAAGUAUGAAGAGGAAUUCAGACGUCGUACAGAAGCAGAGAAUGAAUUUGUGCUGCUCAAGAAGGAUGUAGACAGCAUUGCAAUGAGCAAGACAGAACUGGAGGGGAAAGUGGAUUUGCUCCAACGGGAACUGGAAUUCCGCAGAUGUGUCUAUAUGGAGGAAUUAGCACAGCUAGACAGUGGCCAUGUCGGUGACACUAACAUUCUUUUGAAAAUGGACAACAGCCGAGACCUUGAUAUUGACUGCAUUAUCAAAAAUGUUGAAGCUUGGUAUCAGAGUGUUGCCCAGAGAAGCAAAGAAGAAGCAAAUGCUUUGUAUGAAAACAGGUUCCAAGAGCUUCAGGAACAAAGAGGGAAAUACUCGGACCAUCUGAAGAUCAACCAGCGCGAGAUUGCAGAUCUAACCCGGUUGGUCCAUAAAUUGCAGUGUGAGCAUGACAAUAUUAAGAAGCAGGUGGAUUCUUUGCAAACAGCCAUUUGUGAUGUUGAGCAGAAUGGAGAUUGUGCUCUUAAAGAUGCCCGGAAUAAGCAUAUUGAUCUGCAGACAGGCUUACAGAAGGCCAAGGAUGACCUAGCUGGCUUGCUGAAGGAUUACCAUGAGCUUCUGAACACCAAGCUAGCUCUGGAUAUUGAGAUUGCUACUUAUAGGACACUGCUGGAAGGAGAGGAGAGCAGGAUAUGCACAGGAAAUCUUGUCACUAUAGAUUUGGUCAAGCCGCCCUUUAUUGAGAACACAGCUUCAUACAGAUAUGGUCCAGUAGGCAGAGGCUACAGUGGAGGAUAUGGUGCAGGUCAUGGAAGACGCAGCGAAAGCUCCAGCUCCAGAAGUGUUGGACAGCCCUCACGGACUGUAGAUAGUAACGCUACUACAGGACAUGCCUCUGCAGAUGCAGAUUUUUUCUCAGGAACGGGAUGCAAUUCCAGGAAUGUAUCCCAUUCUGUUGGUAAACCAAGUAUUCCUGUAGGUAUUGACAGCUCCUCAACGGGAGGCCGUUUCAGCCCUCUGUGA
Messenger RNA from Hemicordylus capensis (graceful crag lizard), 1719 nucleotides. Its product is annotated as keratin, type II cytoskeletal 71-like. NCBI's taxonomy places the organism in Eukaryota, Metazoa, Chordata, Lepidosauria, Squamata, Cordylidae. Gene Ontology annotation, molecular function: structural constituent of skin epidermis. The transcript is spliced from 10 exons. The record is from RefSeq and is a predicted model, not a curated record. Bases 1 to 1719 code for a protein of 572 amino acids. Gene Ontology annotation, biological process: intermediate filament organization; keratinization. Gene Ontology annotation, cellular component: keratin filament.